This is a messenger RNA of Austrofundulus limnaeus, 810 nucleotides long. It is a transcript of the gene mrps15, whose product is annotated as mitochondrial ribosomal protein S15. The record is from RefSeq and is a predicted model, not a curated record. Gene Ontology annotation, molecular function: structural constituent of ribosome; RNA binding. Gene Ontology annotation, cellular component: mitochondrial small ribosomal subunit; ribosome. Lineage: Eukaryota; Metazoa; Chordata; Actinopteri; Cyprinodontiformes; Rivulidae. Gene Ontology annotation, biological process: mitochondrial translation.
GAAGCGUUGCUGUCUCGACACCAGUAAGACAUUAUGCUAGAGGUGUAAAGAUCAAACCUGCAGCCCCGCAGAGCCAGCUCAGUGAUCUUCAACCAUCAAUGCUGAAGUUAGAAUAUGCAUCGGUCCCUUGUGCCCAAACGGCUGAUGAUCUUGUCAAACGUAUUCUUUCACUGGAACUGGCAAGUCAUAAGGAAAAGCUAGAACUGAAGAAGGAACAACUGAUCGCAAAGGUUCAACGUGAUGAAAAUGAUCGGAACUCAGUGGAAGUUCGAGUGGCUGUUCUGACUGCAAGAAUUAGAAACUUUCAGGAGCAUCUGCAAAAGCACCGCAAGGACAAAGCUAACAAGAGGUGGAUGCUCAUGGCCAUUGAUAAAAGGAAAAAGCUUCUGAAAAACUUCAGAUUGGUUAAUUAUGACGCCUUUGAGCGAGUGUGUGAACAGCUGGGCAUCACCUACACCUUACCCCCAGCGUACAACAGGCGGCCGACCAAACGCUGGCUGGUCAAGAAAGAACUCUGCAAAAGGGUUUUUAAUGCUGUGCAGGCAAAGAAAGCGGAGCUGAAGGGAAAGCUAGGCUCCACAAWGUCAAAAGCCAAAACAUCAAAAGCUUAGUAAAAAAUAUUCUGUACAAUCUUGAUUUAUGAAUACUUGCUCCUUUGUUUUCUAUUUUUCUUUAACUUUCAGGUCCCAGCUGUUUGAUGUCAUAUGCUACCAUCCUAAUUAAUGUUGUUAGAUAUCUGACUGUACAAACAUCUGAAAAUGUCAGAAAAUAAUGAAAAUAAAUUGUCCCUGGGAACUUCAUUGUGAUUAA